AUGUCGUCGUACGUGGAGAGGAAGGCUGUGAAGAUGAGUAAGAAGCAAGCUGCUGAGUACGUCGAACAUAACAAGCUAUACAUCAGCCGCAUCUAUCCUAACGGCACGCGCACCGACUCCAGUAACUUCGACCCCGUGCCUCUGUGGAACACAGGCUGCCAGAUAGUGGCGUUAAACUACCAGACUUCCGGAGAACCGAUGCAGCUGAACAAGGGAAAGUUCCUGGAUAAUGGCGGAUGUGGCUACGUCCGAAAGCCUCAGUAUCUCCUAGACCGGAAGCUGAUGUUUGACCCGACACUUCCGGGAUCGCACGUAGGCGGAUCUAAGACACUUACGAUCCGGGUGAUCAGUGCUCAGAGUCUACCUAAGCCGAAGAGUUCGCUAUCGGGAGAAGUGAUCGAUCCGUACGUGCAGAUACGGAUCCACGGCGGAGCAGCUGACGCCCCCAAAGUCAAGACAAAGGUCAUCGACGACAACGGCUUCAACCCGAUAUGGAACGAAGAGUUCAAGUUUCGUCUGCUGUUGCCGGAGCUGGCACUCGUUCAAUUUUCAGUCUAUGACAAAGAUGCGGGUUUCAAAGAUUUCAUCGGACAGUACACGCUUCCCUUCAAGUAUCUAGCCCAGGGCUAUCGUCACGUGACGUUGGAGAACUGGGAAGGCGAACCGAUGCCGCUAUCAACGCUGUUCGUAUAUGUCUCAACGCGCUCCGAGAAAAGCUAUGGCUAACAACACACA
Priapulus caudatus is the source of this 735-nucleotide messenger RNA. Its product is annotated as 1-phosphatidylinositol 4,5-bisphosphate phosphodiesterase delta-3-A-like. Lineage: Eukaryota; Metazoa; Priapulida; Priapulimorpha; Priapulimorphida; Priapulidae. The transcript has 5 exons. Gene Ontology annotation, molecular function: phosphatidylinositol-4,5-bisphosphate phospholipase C activity. The coding region runs from base 1 to 726 and encodes 241 amino acids. The record is from RefSeq and is a predicted model, not a curated record. Gene Ontology annotation, biological process: lipid metabolic process; intracellular signal transduction.